Trypanosoma cruzi is the source of this 1989-nucleotide messenger RNA. RefSeq lists its product as uncharacterized. The record is from RefSeq and is a predicted model, not a curated record. NCBI's taxonomy places the organism in Eukaryota, Euglenozoa, Kinetoplastea, Trypanosomatida, Trypanosomatidae. Bases 1 to 1989 code for a protein of 662 amino acids. The transcript has a single exon.
AUGGAAAAUGAAAAGUUAAUUUGGGCUGGUGUCGGCCUAUUCACUAUGGCAUCGUUUAUUUAUCUUCAGGGGCCCCUGUUGUCUUCACGGGGCCGUAGUUCGACGCGUCAAAUGCGUGGAGAACGCACAAAUUCAAGGCAGCGUCAUCACACAUUGACAUCUAUCGCGCCUUCUGAACGAAUUGAUCGCUCUCGUGGCAGUGCAAUUUCAAAAAAGGAGUUGAGCAACGGUCGUCUUGACGGAAAAAGUGGGGAUGCUGUUUUUGCUUCUAUUUUCGAACACCAAAGCGUAUCGCCUCCCCCACGGAAAGUAAGUGCGAGUGGCUCUCCUUUAGAGACGGAUGUGUCUUAUCAAUCCCCUAACGCCAACAAAAUUGUCCCCGCACAGCACACCGCAAGGCACCGGGUAAUGAGCUCGCAGCCUACAAGCGUUGUUCCCGCUCAAGCGGAGAAACGCCGAGUUAGGACGGGGCGUUCAACACAGACUGAUAACUCUACGUGGGAAGAGUUGUGCCGUCUUGAGGCUCUCAUCGCAGCUCAAGGUGGCGGUGAUCCACUUGGUUUUAUCAGCCCCAUUGCCUGUAAGGACAAGGACAUUGGGUCGCCUAUUUCACCCGCGGCAUUGUAUUUCUCACCUCCAGAGCAGGAGAAGAAAAAAAGUGGCCCUUUACUUCCCCCCUCUUUGGAACGUGGUGUUGAAAUGGAGUUGACGAAACGUGUGGGGGCAGUGCAUUCGCAUUCAGCUGGUGCCAGAGAAUGGCUUGACCUGUACAACUUUCUCAUAGAUAUUCCUUGCAGUGUCCUCCAGUACAUUUGGAGGAAGAAAUCCUUGGGAUUAUUUCUUCCUCCCCUAUCCUCUCCACCAGCUGCAAUGCUAGACAACCCAGCUGAAGAAGUGGAUUCGCUUUGGCGAAUUCAGGAACACGUUUUGCGUCUUGUGAAUCGUGAGCCUUGUCAAGUUCCAAAGAAUGGUCAUUUCAGGCUCUCAGAGGACGGGGUGAAUGUCGUUUGGUGUCCAAAGGAAGGAAAGAAAUCGGAAAAAAUGGGAAGAUUUACUCAUGUUUGUGUCUUUUCAAGCGAUGAGGAUGAAGAAGGAAGAGAUGACGAUACUGACACCGGUGUAGCUGAGCGUGUUGAAAAGGUACUGUUGGCUUGUCGACAAGCGAGGAUGCAUUCUCUUUCAACGCAGUUUCCCGAAGAAUCCACGGGAGUUGUCAAUGAACCAGUAAAUCAACCCCAGGUAGCAACGAGGUUCCCAUUUGAGGAGAGGGAUGUGAUGGCGUUGCUUGGAAAUUUGGUGAAACUACGAAACCAUGCCUCCUUUGAUGCGUUGCGACGCAGUGGCACUGACAUAUCUUUUGUAGUUGGCGUAAUUGAUCUCAUGAACGACGCACAAAGGUUACUUGAUAGAGCGGCUAUUUGGAUGAAUUCCAUAGAGGAGACAACCAAACCGUAUAUGAAACCCCCACCAGAGUCUCGAUUAAUGCCAUCCGCCCACCGCAUUUUGGGAAAGGAGUCAAAGUUGGGCCAGGAAGAGUUGGCUCUGACGUCGCCGGAUGCACGGUGUGCAGGGCGUGACGCGCAGGUGGUGCUUCGUGGAAGCGCCACUAAUGGCACCGGAAAGCUUUUGAAAAAUCAACAAAACGCGCCUUCUUUUCCCCACUUUGGUCAUGAAAACUCCGCGGCAACACCGCCCCGCAACGGUGGCCCGGAUUCAUUUGCAAGAUUUUUGAGUGCCUCGACGAUUCCGUCUGCAGUUUUGGACGAAAAUGAGCGACGGCGCACGUCGUUUGCACGAUCCAGAACGCAGGUCGUUAUAGAAAAUGCUUCGAGUAUUCUUUCGGAGAAUAACAGCAGCAACGGGGCACAUUUGAGAAACAACGUCUUUGACAGACUCUACACGCCCCCAAAAAAUGCAUUAAAAACGAAUUCGCAAGCUACACCGCCCAUUUCAGGAGGGAAGAAGGCUCCAUUUAACGUUUACGUGUGA